Perca flavescens (yellow perch) is the source of this 2454-nucleotide messenger RNA. RefSeq names its product adenosine deaminase 2a (gene ada2a). The coding region runs from base 680 to 2233 and encodes 517 amino acids. NCBI's taxonomy places the organism in Eukaryota, Metazoa, Chordata, Actinopteri, Perciformes, Percidae. The transcript has 9 exons. Gene Ontology annotation, biological process: adenosine catabolic process; inosine biosynthetic process. Gene Ontology annotation, molecular function: adenosine deaminase activity. The record is from RefSeq and is a predicted model, not a curated record.
CUUAGAUGCACCCUAAGAUAAAGGUUUGCAUGACAGGCGACACACAGGCAACAAAACACAGACCGCUCCGCUACACCGCUAGUGCUAGUGUUUAUUUGCUAGCUUGUUUAUUUUUUGUGACCGUAAGCUAUUUGACAAAAGCACAAGUAUUUUCAGCUGACACCGUGGAGCAAGUUUUGCCGUGGUCCUGGUUCUAAGAGACUCAACAGGACUGUUGACAUAGGAUACGUCGUCUGCUGUCGAGGCACCAGCUACCGUUAAGCUGCACUAAAUUCCGUCAGGAUAACGUUACACGACAAAUAUCAUAGUACGUUAAGGUAACGUUAACCGGUUGUUGUCGGUUGUCUGCUUGUUAAAUUAACAGUAAAACUUGCAUGAGUUACCCUAGCCUAUUGUAAGUAAUUGUUUCCCUUUAAUUGUGUAGCUAACUUACACGACAUGUAACGUUACUGAACGUUAUUAUUGCUUCUCUCUCCACUCGGUAACGUAAGCGGGACGUGUACACAUGGUGGAUAUGACUGCCGAGGAACAAACAUUUGGUCUUUAUUUUUUCUUCUCUAUUCCAGCUGACGUUUUUUUUUUUGUUGUUAUUAUAAUUUUAUAGCUCGGUUGAUGUAGAACAGCAGUUGUAGAAACAACGCUUUCCUGACCUGUGUCGUCAGGUUGACGACCCCUGUUUAUGUUUUCUCUCAAAGCUCCACACGCUGUCCGGACAAUGGCAGUGUCGCUACAGCGCCCCCACGCGGCUGUGACCUGUCUGCUUUUGUUGUGUGUGACCGGUGGCCUGUCCAUGCCAGACCCCAGGCACAGAGAGGCCCUUAUACAGCUGGAGGCCUCCAUGCAGACAGGAGGCCAGGUCGUGUUGACUGAUGCUGAGCAGCGGCUGGACACGCUUCUGUUUCAUAUGAAGCAGGAGGAGAUGGUGAGAGCAGACUUCCCUCCCGCCAUGCACUUCUUCAAGGCCAGGGACCUCAUCAGGACCAGUCCAAUCUUCAGCCUGCUCCAGAAGAUGCCUAAAGGGGGAGCUCUCCAUGUCCAUGACUUUGCCAUGGUAGACGUGGAGUGGCUAGUGAAGAACGUGACCUAUCGGCCCCACUGCUACAUGUGCUUCACUGACAGCCGGUCCAUCAGAUUCAUCUUCUCGACCCGAUGGCCCAAAGCUGUGCCACGCUGCUCUCCCUGGGCCCUGCUGGAAAACCUCCGAGCCAAGGUGAUUAACACCACGGAUCUCGACAACAGCAUCAUGGCCAACAUGACACUCUUCACUGAUCAGGAUCCAGAAACGGUGUACCCCAGUCAGGAUGUGAUAUGGGAUACGUUUGAACAGGCCUUCCAGGCAGUGUGGGGCCUGGUCACAUACGCUCCAGUGUUCAGAGACUAUUACUACCAAGGUCUCACCCAGUUCUACAUGGACAACGUCAUGUAUCUGGAACUGCGAGCUUUACUCCCACAGAUAUACGAGUUGGACGGCAGCACUCAUGACACAGCCUGGACUCUGAAGACCUACCAGGAGGUCACCAGACAGUUCACAUCAGACCACCCAGACUUCUUUGGAGCAAGAAUCAUCUUCACAAUCAAUAGGGGAGUAAAUGCAUCCGUGAUGGCCAGAGUUGUGGACGAGGCUAUGAAGCUACAGAGAGACUUCCCAGAUGUCAUGGCUGGUUUUGACAUGGUGGGCCGCGAGGACAGAGGCAGACCCCUGUGGUACUUCAGAGAUGCCUUGUCGCUGCCAGUAGAGAGAGGGGUGACGCUUCCUUUCUUUUUCCACGCUGGAGAGACUGAUCUUGAGGGCACAGAGGUGGACCAGAACUUGUUGGACGCUCUUUUGUUCAACACUUCCCGUAUUGGCCACGGAUUUGCUUUGCCGCGCCACCCCGUGGCCAAAAAUCUAUCCAGAAAGAGAGGGGUGGCUCUGGAAGUGUGCCCUAUCUCCAACCAGGUGCUGAAGCUAGUAGAUGAUAUGCGAAACCAUCCGGCAGCUGCACUGAUGGCAGAGAACCACCCAGUGGUCAUCAGUUCGGAUGACCCGGCUAUGUUCGGGGCCUCUGGACUCUCUUAUGACUUCUAUGAAGCGUUUGUGGGCUUUGGUGGGAUUAGAUCCCAUCUAGGCUCCCUUAAAGAGCUGGCCUUAAACUCUAUUAGGUAUAGUUCUUUGACUCCAAAGCAAAAGGAGAAAGCCCUGGCUCUGUGGCAGAGAAGAUGGGAUAAGUUUGUCUCCGAAAAUGCUUCUUAAGAAAGAAGCUGAUACAACAAAGCUAGUUUGGGGUCCGAUAUUGUCCUUUUUCACAAACGACAAUUUGGCAUGUUAAACAUGAUGAAUAAGGAAACGAAUGACAUCAUUCUUAAUGUUAAAAGUAACACCUGUCAAUCUCUGUACAAACAAUAGCAUUUGUCCUUGAAAUAAAAAUGUGUGUGUAUACAUACAGUACAGUCCAAAAGUUUGGACACACCUUC